UUCGUCCUCCAACAUGCCAUCUGCUCUAAAAAAAAUUUUUUUCAGACCACGAGAAAGAACACAUUUGAAAGUACCAAACGCAAACGGAGUUCCCACUCUUGCUACACUUUUUAACGGAAAUAGUAGCAGAAGAAAAAGUUGAAGUAGAAAAAAAAUUUUGCGUUUGGAAAGUUUUAAGUUUUGCGUUUUCGACUUUCAUCUAAUUGGCUUAGUUUUCUUGCUUGAAGUUCUGAAAUUAUAGUUUAGGUAUGAUUUUGUAGAGUAUUUCAAGGCGCAUCUUUUGCAAAAAGAAGUAGCUCAAAUUGACAGAAGAAAAGGGAGAAAAGACGAAAAUACUAAGAGUGCAAUUUCUUCUGAAGCACUCGUUACAUAAAGUAUAAAAGUCAAGAAAUAUGUCAUCUUUGUUUUUACAACCAAUAGUUUAGUGGGUCUAUUCAAUGUGAUAUUUAUUGUUUUGUUUUGUUUCUAGGAUCUUCAGAAUGAAAUUCAAUCUAUUCGUUCAUCCUCAACUGCUGAAGAAGAACUUACGAUGAAAUUACUUAAUUCUCAGCGUGAUAUCGAAAAUUUAAAUAAUCUAAAAUCUGACCUUGAACAAACGAUUGAACAAUUAAAUGAAAAAUUAAAACAUAAUGAUGAAAAUGAUCAAUUAUUUCAAAAAUAUAUUUUGUUAACAAUUGAUUCGUUACAUAUAUUUCGAGAUAAUGAGGAAAAUAAAAUAAAAGUCAUUCGUGAACCACAUAAUGCUGAUGUAUAUGACCUUUAUACAUCUGAAUUAAAACGUAUAGAAGAAACUGAUAUAUUGUAUAGAAAUUUAAAACAGUCCUGUGAACAAGUGAAUUUCGAACAUCAAGAAUUACAGAAGCAAUUUAAUGAUAUGAAACAACGCAAUGAAGAAUUAGAAGUUUCUAAUGAAGAAUUAAAAUCAGAAUUAAUGAUAAUAAAAGAUGAAUAUCGAAUGACAAAAAGCGAUUAUGAUCAACGUGCACAAGAUUAUCGGCGACAAAUUAAAGAUUUUGAAGAACAACUUAAUUCAUUACAACAAGAACAACAACUUCAACAAGAACUUCAACAAAAACAACAAAUAAUAAUAACACCAUCUGAAGAGACUAGAAGAAGAAGUUCCGAUGAUCUACGAUUACAAGCAACCUCAUAUUCAACAACCAACAGCAAUGAUAACGAGGAAAUUGUGCAUGAUAUUCUUCAAUUUAUUGUUAAUUUUGUUGAAUUAUUAGAGAAAAAUAACAGUACAAUUACUCCUACUCCUAUUUCAAAUUCUUCGAAUUUGUCUUCGUCCGCAUCGUUACUGUUAUCGUGUGAUAUUUCAACACUUUUACAUAGUGUUGGUAUAACAAAUUUUACCGAUGAAUUAUAUUUAUCAAACUAUGAAGACGUAUUACGUUUAUGUACAUUAUUAAUUGAGCGUUGUCGCGUUCUGCAAUAUGCUCUAUUAAGAAGAAAUCAUUCGUCAGAUAUAUUUUCUUCGUCUCUAGAAUCUCUUUCAGUUAAUGAUCAAUUUAAAUCAUCAUCAUCUGUAUCACUAUUAGAUGAUCCAUCUUCAUCAUUGGUUGUUUGUUCGUCUAGUAAGGAAUCGGAUUAUGAACAAUAUUAUAUUGUUAUUAAUCGUCAUCAUAACAAAUCGUUAGACGCAAUAUUUGAUCAACUACUAGACUGGACAAUAUCUUCAACCGAUGAUGAUCAUACUCGUUCAUCAAAUGAAAAUUGGAAAAUCACAAUAUCAAGACCAAACGUUCAAGAUGAGAAAUCGCAAAUUCGUUUUGAAUUGUCGACAGACGCUGUUACUCUCGUAUUAACACCCAAACAGAUAGAUAAUGGAGUCGUUACAUUAAGGUCUGAAAUAGAGAAAUUAAUAAUUGAAAAUGAACAACAAAAAGAUGAAAUAAAACUACUAGAAAAACAAUUAUCUGACAAUGAACCGUAUGAACAGUUGAAAACGCAUCAAAUAUUUUUAGAAGAGCAAUUAGAUAAACAGCGUGCACAAACAAUUGAAUUAGAAAAUGUUUUAAAACAAGAAUUAAAUAAUAAAACAAAAUAUGAAGAAAUUCAAUUAUCGUAUAAUGAAUUAGAAAAAAAAUAUUUAAUUGCCGAGGAAUUAAAUGAACAAUUAAAAGCUUUAAAGGUAGAAUACGAUGAAUUAAAAUUUAAUUUGAACCAAAAAGAUGAACAAAUAGUUAAAGAUCGAUGCUAUUUGAUUGAACGUGAUGAACAAAUCAAAGUUCUGUCUAUUGAACUUGAACAAGAACGUUUAAAUACAAUUGAAUUAAAACAACUGAUAGACGAAUUAAAUACAUUAAAAAGUAAUUAUGAAGAAAUGAAACAGCUAAAAGAACAUAUUGAACAUGAACUAGAAAACUUAAAAAAUGACAUGAAUGACAAAGACAAGAAGAAAACGGAUGAUGUAAAGCAACAACAAUUUCUGAUAGAUUUAUCAGAGAAGAAGUCGUUAGAGUGCGAUCAGUUGAAGGAUGAAAUAAAACUUUAUAUAACAGAUUUAGAAAAUGUCAAUAAAUUGUUAUUUGAGCAAACAAAAUCAGCUGAUGAUUUAGGUAGACAAUUACAAACAAUAAAUAUAAAUUAUGAAAAUUAUAAAACAAAAUAUGAACAAAUGAUACAUGAACAAGAAAAAUUAUUAAAUGAUUUAAAUAUAUAUCAACAUGAAAAACAAUUGUUAGUGGGGAAAAUACGUGAUUAUGAAACGAGACAAAAUGGUAUGCAAGAUAAACAAACAGAUACAGAUGAAUUUAAACGGCAAGAAGCUCACUUUCAACAAACAUACGAUCAAUUAGAAAAAAAAUUUCAAAUAAACGAAAGCAAAUAUUCAGAAAUUGUAAAACAAACAAAAAAUGAAAUAGAACAAUUACAGUUAAAAAAUAAUGAAAUGAAUGAAAAUUUAUCAAAAUUAGAAGAAAAUCGUUUAACAAGGGAAAAAGAAUAUCAAUAUCGUCAAAAUAUUGAACAAAUCACCAAUGAAAAAUUGACUCUAGAAAAAACAGUAGAAAGUUUGACAAAAAAAUUGGAAGAAAAUCGCUUAACAAUGGAAAAAGAAUAUCGUCAAAAUAUUGAACAAAUCACCAAUGAAAAAUUGACUCUAGAAAAAACAGUAGAAAGUUUGACAAAAAAAUUGGAAGAAAAUCGCUUAACAAUGGAAAAAGAAUAUCGUCAAAAUAUUGAACAAAUCACCAAUGAAAAAUUGACUCUAGAAGAAACAGUAGAAAGUUUGACAAAAAAAUUGAGAGAAGUGACCACAUCACCACCACCACCAGCAGAAGUUUCAAAUGGAGAAAGUAUUCAAGAAUUGAAAGAAAAACUUAAUAAAAUGAAAGUAUUAUUAACACGAUUAAAAAAAGAGCUACAAGAUAAAAACCAACAACCAAAGCAAAGUUUAAUUGAUUUAGAAUUAGCCGAUUAUGAAAAAACCAUUAAAUAUUUGAAAGAGGAAGCGCAAAAGAAAGAUAAAGAACUUAGUGAUCUACACGAAGAAUUGAAUGUUCAUAAUGAUAAAUAUAACUGUCUUAAAAUUGAAAUUGAUAAUCUAGAACAACAAAAAACCCAAACAGAAGAACGAGCAAAUAAAUUUAAAACAUUAUUGGAUGAAGCUAAAAAAGAAUUACAAAAUGCAAAAGAUUUAGAGAUGGAACGAAUAAAUAAUGAGGGAAAUGUUCGAACGUUACUGGAUACAAAUCAACUUGAGUUAGAUAACAAUAGACUGUAUAUCAAUGAAUUAGUACGAGAAAAGCAACAAUUAUUAGGUACAUACAUCUCAUUAUCAUUAUAUUUAUAUAUAAUUGUGAUCUAUCUUUUCUCAUUAGAUAGAAUAAAUAAUAACACAGACAAUAGUCAACGUAUAAUUAGCACAUUAGAACAAAAUUUAAAAAUAUUAACACACGAUUUAGAUAUUGCCAAACAAGAUUAUGAUACAUUACAGGAUGAAUUUAACAGUUAUAAAAUUCGAGCUCAAAGUGUUUUAAAACAGCAGCAACAACAACAGCAACAACAACAACUUCUCAUACAACAUGAAAAUCGUUUGACACCGGAGAGACAAACUGAAAUUCAUGAUUUAGAAGAAACUAUUGAAAAAUUAAAAGUUGCACUGAAAGAUACAAAUGAAAAAUUAAAAGCAAUGAUGAAUGAAAAUGAUGCAUUACAAAAAGAACAAGAUCGUUUAAUUAAUCGUCAAACAAAAAUUGUUAAUGAUUUUAAAAAACGUGAACAAGAAUUAAAAACUCAAAUACAAAAAUUAGAAAAUGAAUGUUUACAACAUACAAAUGAAAAUUUAGAUAUGAUAAAAAAUGUUUCAACACAAAAUGAAAUGUUAUCAGUAGCAUUUAAAGAACAAAUAGCAUCAAUACAAAGUGAUCAUGAACGCGCUUUGGGACUAGUACAAAGUCAAUUAAAUUCAUCACGAUCCGAAAUUGAAGUACUAAAAAGUCGACUUGAUUAUACAACAUCACGACUAGAUAAUAAUAUUAAUGAAAUCAACAGUCAUUCAUCGGUUGAAACAAUAACUAUUGGUAGUAAUAACGAUAUUAGAGAUGAUACUAAUUGGUUUGUUCAUAAUACAGAACGGCAACAAGGAGAGGGUAUUGAUAAAGAACUUUUACAAACGACUAAUAGUGAAAAUUCGUCUACAAUAGCUGCUAAAACGUUAGAAAAUGUUUUAUUUGGCAAUGGUGAUUCUGCUAAUAUCACAAAUGGCUCAUCUUCGACUGUCACAGCAUUAUCGUCAACUAGUGAAAAACCCAAACAUAUUUUAUUUGAAGAUGUUGAAAUGGAAUUACAACAUAUCAAUCAAGAAUAUGAAAAAUGUCGUUUACGUUUAAUAAAUAUAACAGAAUUAUUAAAUGAUUCUGAAUUAAAUAAUGUUCGUCUAGAAGAACAAGUUAAUCUAUUAAAAGAUGAAAUUCGACGAUUAGAACGAAAUAUGGAACGAGCUGAUUCAAUUUCAAAUUUAGAAUAUUUAAAAAAUGUUAUUUUGAAAUUUUUUAUAUUACGAUCAACUCACGAACGUUUACAAUUGAUUCCUGUUCUUGUGACAAUGUUAAAAUUAAGUCCGGAUGAGCAACAAAAACUUGUACAAGUAGCACACAGUAAUCGUUUCCUAGAGGAAAAUACUGAACCAAAUCAACAGCAACAACCGCAGGAACAACAACAAAACGGAGGAGGAAAUUCGUGGGGUUCUUAUUUAGGAAAAAUAUCGGGAUUUUAUUAG
Messenger RNA from Didymodactylos carnosus, 5227 nucleotides. The record is from the annotation of a GenBank genome assembly. Lineage: Eukaryota; Metazoa; Rotifera; Eurotatoria; Philodinida; Philodinidae.